Molecule: messenger RNA, 4209 nt
Organism: Gadus morhua (Atlantic cod)
Lineage: Eukaryota; Metazoa; Chordata; Actinopteri; Gadiformes; Gadidae
Gene: vgll3
Product: vestigial-like family member 3
Exons: 4
Coding region: 2172-3401 (409 amino acids)
Biological process (GO): regulation of DNA-templated transcription
Cellular component (GO): nucleus
Source: RefSeq, a predicted model, not a curated record
GAAAUUAAAAUGAAUAAUUUAUAAUUAUAAUAACUUUAAUAUACAUUUCUGUAACUCACUGUGAAUUGCCGGGAGUUCGCUUGCAGCCCUAAACUUACAGGUCACUUCUUCUGACAAGUGCCUUAACUGAUCGAGGUUUGGGAUACCAUCAUGUUUCAGGGUUUGAAAGCAUGUCUAUAGUGGUGCAUAUUGGCAUAGGUCUGAAUGUUACCGUGACCAUAAAGUCAAGUCUGGAGUAUUGAAGUGUAAAAAGAGGAGCCUCUUAACUUAUGUUCAAUAUAAUUGGUCCCAAUACUUUUAAGUCUUGGUUCUCUCUUUCAGGGGCUUGCAGAUCUGCGUUUUCUUUGUCUGAGGUGGUGGUUGUUUUUAGGUCAUAGAACAUGUUGAUCUGAUGAUCGCCAUGGCUACACCUUCUCUCAUCCCUUUCUGCCAAUGCAAAUUCCUGCUUUGAUUGAACAUUGGUUAUUAAUUUCAACCCAUUUAUUAAUACAUUGAUAGGUGUACAGUCGCUGCCACUUUAUUAUUGAUAUGAUUUGUCUGGAGGCUGACACAGGGAGAAGUGCCAGACUCCCUUGCUUUACAAAAUAAGUAAAGGAAUUGAAGCAUCUGGAAGGGCUACACUUCUCGCUCCUCUGUGUACAGAACAUGGGUAUUCCAUGUGUAUAAACUCCUACAGAUAUUUAACCAAACAAGCUGUAACAUGGGAGCAGUAUCCCAUGUUUUGUCGUUACAGUCCUGUCUCACUCACUGUUCGAAAUUGGAUAGAAAAUAGCAUGACAUCGAAUGCAAAAUAGUCACAGGCACUAAAUUCAUGUCCAUAGUAGGCAAAUAUUUUCCAUACAGCUGCACAUUCUAAUAUCCCCUUCAGUGUUCCGUGUUGUAAUUUAUAAUCCAUCCAAUCCUUUGAUUAUUUCAUGCAGAUUGUGAUCAUGGGGCCAUUCGUACACACAAGCAGAACACAAAAGCACACCAGCAGUGGUGUUAAUCCUUGCAUUGCUAUUAGUAGGCCGAUAGUCUUCACAUGAACACUAGUAAAAUACAAACGUAGGCUAUGAAGCUAACUAUUACUAUAUUAGGCCUACUAUUCUAAAGGCUUAAACAUUGCAUUCAGGCCAGACAAUUAAUUAAGACAAUUGUAAUUGUUGUCAAAUGAGAGUUUGUGUGAUAUUGGCUUGGUUGUGUUUUGUCUUGUGUUCCCGUCCAAGAGGGAUAAAUUGGAUUGUCCAAAGCAAAUAGUCAUUUGUCAUUAUUGGUCCGCAGGUGGCAGCAAAUAGCCAGUUGAUUUGGUCGGUGAUAACGACGCACUACAGGCCUGUGCUUAAACGCCAAAUAGAACGCAGUAAUCUCUAGUUUAUAACUAGGGUUUUCGUUGUUUUUUUUACGGAAGGCAAUAGGCAUAGGGUCUCUAAUCUAAGACUCAUACUAAAAUCAUAAGAAAUGUUCACUUCAAAAUGUAACUCAUCAACGUUUAAAGCAGGCCUAAAAUGGAUAUUAGGCUAUAUAAUAACUCAUGACUGAUGAACAUUGACUUCUUAGUCUACGAGACACAUUUGGGGAUUUAUUUAGGCUAAUCAAAUAACGAGUCCUCCAACUAAAUCCGCCCGCCUGGCAUUGAACCAACAAGUGUAUGCUACAUACUUGGUAACUCCAAAACAAAAUUCCAUCAGCAGCACAAUAAAACAUUAAUUCUGCAAACUAUGUCGGCGGAAUGUCAUUCUAGACCGAGGCCUUGCAAAAUGGGCGUGAAUACAAAGAGCAAACCCUGCCCAUCUAAAAAUCCUCCAUCCAAGAAAAAAAAGAACCAAGAAAAGAAAGAGCAGAACACUUUCACCCAAUCAGCAGUGGGGCUGUAAAAAGGUCCCCCACCCGAAAGUAAAAGUGUUGAUAGUGUGCUGUAGCCUAUAUGGUCUCCUAUCGCGUGUUUUGAUUAGGGCCCACGGGCGGUGCAACUCACGGCAGGAGCCACAUUGUCUUUAUGCAAACUUGUAUUCAUCUACGAGAUGUCUAUUGUAUGCCCAUCGGCAUAUAUGGACGCACCACAGCCAAGAAGCAGGAUUCCAACAAUCUAGAAGCCGGAGUCAGUAUCGGUUGUGUGUUCGGUUGUCACCCGGAGUCUCUCUCUUUCUCUCUCUAUCUCUCUUACUCUCUGUCUCCCUCGCUGACUCGUCGCAAUGAGUUGUCUUGAUGUGAUGUACCACCAAAGUUUUGGCGCGCACUACCUUCCAUCCUCACAAGUGGCUGCAGCGGCUUACAAAGCGGCGUGUUAUGGCCAUCACCAGAGGAAGCCUAGUGCAUACAGUAAGGUGCAUGAGUGUGUGGAGCAGCAGAUGCAUCAGCAGCAACAGCAGCUCCAACAGAGCCGACCCGCAGGGAUGCUGCCCAGGGAGCAGGGCCUCCGGCGGGCAUCGCUCACUCCGGGGUCUCGGUGUAGCGACAGCAGCGGUGCUAGCAGCGGUGCUAGCGUCGGUGGCGGUGGCGCCCCGGAGGAUUGCGUCAUGACCAAGGACGGCAGCGGCAGCCGGCCGGCGGAGGCGGAGUACCUGAGGGCCCGCUGUGUCCUCUUCACCUACUUCCAGGGCAGCAUCGGCGAUGUGGUGGACGAACACUUUUCCCGCGCUCUCAGCCAAUCAGGGUCUUUCUCCAGGGACACCAAGCCGGCACUCAGGGUCACUCAGCAGCAGCAGUUGUCCUCGCCUCCGCCCAGCGCGCUAUGGAAAGACAGUGCGUCUCUCGCCGAGGGCCCCAUCAUGAACAUGUGGAGCGGCGGGGGGGGCUACCCGUCCCAGGCCGGCCCGUGCCCCCCCCCCGCCUCCUCCAUCUCCGUCCACCCAGACUUCUCCUGCGCCGCCGUCAGCCCCCUGCCCUUCCACCCCGCCGACGGCGCCCUGUGGCCCGGCCACGCGCUGGCCCAGGCCGGCCUGCCGGACCCCCACUCCCCCUGGUCCUACGGCCUCAGCGCGGGCCAGAGCGGAGCCGGCGGCGGCGGCGGCGGCGGCGGCUACCCGCAGAUCCACGACCUCUACCCCCAUCACCCGGCCUCCGUGCACGGGUACCACCACCCGCACACGCACGCCCACCACGGCCACCACCGGUUCCCGCACGGCCACGUGCUCCACUCGUUCCCGUCCCACAGCCCCGCGGCGGCAGCACUGGACCCCCGGUUCAGCCAUCUCCUGCUGCCGGGGGGGGUCCGACAGAGGGCGUCCAGCGCCGAGGGCCACGGCUCUCCUCCGCCUCUCAGCGAGGGGGUCAAGUCGGAAACCGACCCCAGUGUUAGCAUCCCUGUGGCAGCCGCCCCCACCCUGCCGGCCUCCUGGUCCCCCGCCUCCCUCCAUGGUUCUUUGGAGGUCUAUGACUCUGGUCUGGAUCAAGAGAAAGCCAAAGCCUCUGCCUGGUUCUGAGAGACAAAGAUGUCAGCUCUCGUUUGGCUGUGUGCGUCUCCUUUCAAAUACUCAGCGAUUCUUCAGCGUGUGGCUGCAGAACGGGGGCUUCAACAGCAGCACUGUGCACUGUGGGGAAUAGACUGAAUGUGGGAGAAGGACGUUUAAACAGUGACUGCAAGCACUGAACCCCACACAUAGUAUGGCAAAACCUGAAACACACACUUCUUUUCGAGUUAUUUUAUUAAUGAGGGUGCGGAUGCUGUGCAGGUGAAGAAAAAAAGCAGAGUAGUUUAAGUGCACUAAUGAACUCACUCAUCCAUUGUUUGACUCAUUAAGGCGUCACCAUUGUCCAUGGUUUGAAGAGCCUGGAUGAUCGCCUCCUUUUUUUCUUAAAUCGGGUUUACUGACACGUUCACUACAGCACGUGUUCUACAUCCAUGAAGGUCUGUUUUUCUGUUUCUUUGCUGCCAUUUAUUUCUUUGCUGCCAUUUAUAUAAGUUAAACUACGUUCCUGUUCUGAACUUAAACAAAUUGCAAUUAUUAUGUCAUAUAAGUUAAAAUGCUUUUAUUUUUUAAAAGAUGAACAAAGCCAUAUGGUUCUGUUUCAAGAACCCAAAUUUUACAAAUGUGUGUGCAUUAUUUUGUGUGUCAUUCUGUUAUUGCAAUGCACAUUGGUCGUCUGCAUCUCGUUCAACGGAUGGUACUUUCAUUAUUUUUCUUUGGCACUAAAAAUGUUGAGAGUGUAAAUAUCGUCAUGCAAUAAAUCUGAUGAAUGUUGCCACAAAUCAUUGGAUCUUAUUGUGCAUCAAGAAAAGAGAAUAAGCGU